AUGGCAUUCCCUCCGACUGGAGCUACAUCCUUCUACACAAGUGCAAUGUGCUCACAGAGUUCUUCAUCGCCGACAAACAUCCCUUUGAUGAUGAAUGAGACACCUUCUGCUGGCGAUAGAGUUUCGACAUGUGACUACGAUAAGAAACACAGUCAUCUUUGGGAGUAUGAAGAAUCAAAAUAUCACCUAGGAGAGAAGCAAGGACAACAACAAUUCUAUCCACUUCACAAUACCUCUACUACUACUACUAAUACCGCUGGUAGUCUUCAAAUUGGAAAAUUGGAAAUACUAGGAAAAAGUUAUACUACUGAUAACCAUCAAACUACAGAAUAUAAAGAUGAUAAUGUGAUGAGAACAGGCGAUUCUUUCGAGGCUAAAUCGUCAUCGGCUUCAUCAACAAUAUCAUCUUAUUAUCAGAAUCAUAUAGCCUAUAGUCAAUUGCCGCCUAAUAGUAAUAUCCUUAAACAGUCUAACCAAGAACACAUAUCAAACUCAUCUGUUUACUUCAACCCCAAUGAGUUCGGUUAUUUCAGACAGACAGAAUCAUCAGAGAAGAAUACUCUUGUAAAAUCAACAACAUCCCAACCCAUGUCGCCGCCUUCAUCAGUAUCGUUGUGUGCACAAACAGAAUGUCAGGUGUCGCAUUCUCUUAGUAAAGCAGAAGAGAGUCCAAUGGAAUUUACAAAUUAUACUCCAUAUCUUAACAAGUUAUUUACAGCUAAAAUGUUAUUCAAUAAUUCUACAGAUCAAUCAAAACAUCAACAAAAUUUCCCUGUUAAUGGUGAUACACCAAAUUACACAGUGAAUACAGAUCAUGCUACUGAUAAUAGCUCAUAUAUAAAUCGUACUACUAUAGACUUGAACUCUGUUCCCUCUGGAUUUUCAGGUAUGAUAAAUACCACUGCUACUACUGUUGAACCUUGUAUCAGUAGUAGUAGUAGUAGUAAUAAUAGACUCACUAGUACUGACAAUCAGAAUUAUAGUUCUUUCAUCAUAGAUUAUGAGAAAUUCCAGCCAAAUGAUCAUAAACUUUUAUCUGAGGUGGGAAAGAAAUUAAACGGUCUAGAAGAUAUCAUCCAUCGGGACAGUCUAAAAAUGCCGGGGAAUGAUGCAUCCUUCUCAGCAUCGGUGUCACCUCCAUCUAUACCUCCAUCUAUAUUAUCUUGUGAAAACAGCAUAACUCAUUCCGUUGAACAGAAUUUAUCUGGUAAGCUAAAAGCUUCACAGCUGCUAGUAAAUGAAAUUAAAAAUCCAAACAUUACAGUUUCAUGUAAUAAUGCUGUAUUGUCUACAGCAACACCUUCAACAGCCAGUGCUUAUUCACAAAUUUUGGCUUCACAACAUCAUAGACAACAAUCAUAUUUACGAGCAAAUCCUCAUGAAAUGUUAAGUGGUCAUCAUCAACGGUUUCUUACUCAAAGUAACUGUCCCACUGGCAAUAAUAAUAACAAUAAUAAUAAUAAUCCUUAUCCACUUUCGAGAGACGUACCACAACAACCAGUUUGGCGUAGACCCAGUCACCGUCCUGGUCAUCUUCAUUCACACCCUCCAGUUUAUCUACCCAAUGGACAUUUAAGAUCUAUAAAUCAACAUGGUCCAAGUCAUAUGGGAAGUUCACAUCAGCACGGAUUCGCAUAUGGUUUGGAUGGUACAAGAAGAAAGAAUGCUACAAGAGAAAGUACUACAACACUGAAAGUCUGGUUACAAGAACACAUGAAAAAUCCUUAUCCUACUAAAGGUGAAAAAAUAAUGCUUGCAAUCAUCACGAAAAUGACGUUAACUCAAGUAUCUACUUGGUUUGCAAAUGCUAGAAGACGUUUGAAAAAGGAGAAUAAAAUGAUUUGGCCACCGAAAUCAACUGGUAGUGGAAGUAUGGAGCAAAAAAGUCCAACAAAUCCUAAUUCAUCAAAUGAAUCAGGUAUAAAUUGUACUAAUACUGCAAAAUCAACAGAUGAACAAAUAGAUUCACUGAAAAGGAUUCACAGCGAUGACAACACCAAAGGAAAAAAUCGUAACCGAUUGGAGACAGAUGAUGGAGAUGGAUAUGAUGAUAGACGGACAACUUCUAUUGGAGAUGAUGAGACAAACGAUGAUCGUCUGACAGAUGAGGAUGAUAAUGAUAAUGAAGAUGAUGACGAAAAUGGCGACUUCGAUGAAGAUGACGCAGAGGAGCAGGAAGGCGAGGAGGAGGGGGAGGAAGCUAUCGGUAAUGAUAUCAGUGAUACAUUGUAUAGGCGUAAGGAAUUUGAACAAAAUGAGCUAAGCAUAUCUCAUUAUAAUCACCUACCUCAUUCAUCUUUUAUGUCUCAUAUUCACAAAGAUAUCUCAUCGUAUGAACAACAAACAAGAAACUAUUCAAAUAUUUUCUCAAACAGUUUAAGUUCUGAUUUUUCAGAAAAUUCUGGAAAAUAUGAUCAAUUCAGAUCUGAAGACUUACCAUUUAAUCAUGCUGGCAAUCAGUUGAAUUCACAUCUUACAUCUUCUUCACAAACCUUCCCACAAUAUGUCAAUCUACCGAAUAAUCAAUUCGCUGGUAUUAGUCAUAUUCCUCCGACAACUAUCAGUCAAACGCCAGGUUAUUUUAAUUCAAUGCAUGAUUUUUGCACAGUUAACAAAUACUUUCCUUUUAAAACGGAUAAUCUCACUACUCCAGCUAAUACUACUACUACUACUACUAGUACUACUUCUGUCAGUAAUGACGACAGAACAGUAAACUCUCAAUUUCAUAAAUCUACUACCUCAAUGUUAUAUCCUACAGGUCGAACUCAUUCGGAUGGAGGUGAUUUUGUCAUGAAAUCGUUUAAUUCAUCAAAUAGUGAUUUCGAUGUAGCACUGAAUUCUUCAAUGAAACAGCGUGAACUAUCCAACUCGCCUGUUCACUAUUUAAGUACACUACAUUCAGAUUGUUCCAAUAAUGCCAAUGUGUCUAUCUCUCAACGCUCCAACUUCCAUUCACCACCACACAACAGUACAUUACUCUCUGAUCAGCACCGUCAGCAUCAUGAACAUUCGGAUAAUUAUACACCGUCUACAGAUUGUGCCACGUUUUUAAGAACAAAGCCAUUUAUUGAUAAUAUCAUGUUGAACACAAACUAUUUACAAUCGAACUUUUGUUGA
Molecule: messenger RNA, 3117 nt
Organism: Trichobilharzia szidati
Lineage: Eukaryota; Metazoa; Platyhelminthes; Trematoda; Strigeidida; Schistosomatidae
Source: the annotation of a GenBank genome assembly